AGACACUGAAUACAUCCAUAUAAAUCGCUGUCAUCAAAGUGCAGGUGCCAGGGUCACAGAUCAACUGCUUGGACAUCACUACAACACAGUUCUAGGAGGCCAUGGCCGCCGCGGGCGCCGCCCCCGCGCUGCGUCGAUUGCUGCUGUGCGCUCUGGUGGCUGCGCUCCUCAACGCCCACGCCUGCUGGCGCACCGACCACAAGCCCCGAGUCUUCGGCGACCGCAUCAAGCGCAGCAAGCUGGUGACGACGCAUCGCGAGGUGCAGCGCAAGAUCGUCAACUACCACAACUUCUUCCGGUCGCAGGUUGAGCCUCCCGCUUCCAACAUGCUCCGAAUGACGUGGCACAAAGGCGCGGCGCGGGCGGCGCAGAAGUGGGCGGAGAAGUGCCAGCUGCUCACCCACGACGACGUCACCGGUCGCUGGGUGCACAACUUCGGCUCCUGCGGACAGAACAUCUUCAUCUCCACGCAGCAGGUGCCCUGGUUAUUCGCCAUCCGCAUGUGGAACGAAGAAAGGCACAACUUCUCGUACGGCGCGCACAACAACAACAUCUACGUGGUGGGCCACUACACGCAGAUGGUGUGGGACGCCACGCACAAGGUGGGCUGCGGCUUCCACCGCUGCGACGGGGGCGGCGGGCGGCGCAAGCCCUACUUCAGCUACAUCUGCAACUACUGCCCCAUAGGCAACUACAUGGAGCGGCUGGGGCGGCCGUACACGCACGGGCACCCGUGCGGCGACUGCCGCGGCCACUGCAAGGUGCGCAAGCUCUGCACCAACUCGUGCCCGGCCGCCGACAUGUGGGCCAACUGCCACGAGCUCAACGCCACAUGGCACGACUGGCUCUGCCGCAACCCCACGCGCGAGGGACGCGAGCGCCACAAGUACUGCAAGGCCACCUGCAACUGUCAGGGCAAGAUAGUGUGAGCGGACCGCCAUCUUGCCGGCGCGCCGGCCGCCAUCUUGAUGCGUCGCACGGGCCCCCACCGCCUGCACUAUACAACGAUUCAUGCGUUUUUCAUGCAGUGGCCACAAUCCGGUAGACUGCAAGGGUGUGUGCAGGUCUUGAAAGGGUCAAAGCUGGAAAUAUAGAAUGAUCCAGAAAGGUUAAUCCUAUUUGAAGUUGGCGAUCGUUUCUUAAUUUCUAUUUCAAUACCUCCAAGUAAAUGUAAAGCAAUUUAAUAGCUUUCAACAAAUUGUUACAAGACUCUCACACAAUGACUGCGUUUGUAUGGAUGUGCUAAAAUUGAUAUUAAGGAAUUGGUGCCACAUUCAAUUCGUAGGAUUAAUUUAGGUUAGGAUUUCUACCAGGAAUUGUCCUGAUUGACACUUGAGCCCCUAGCGGAUUUUCGCCACAUCCGUGAAAUGCAUUUAACAAACGAAGGAUUUGUGAAUUGGCCCCUUUUCACCUCUACAUGCGAGGGUGUGGUCUGUGAUCGGUAGUGUUGACAAUAACGAAAUGAAAGGACUGUUGCAGAUUGACAUAUCGCAAGCACUGAGGUCAAUUACAAGAAAAUCGUGGAGAGAUUUGUGAAAAUGGAUGUAUGUGUGUGAGUCAAAACUGUUGUUGAUAAUACAUGAUGGUAAAAACUAGCUCUCCGCCGUGCAGUAAUUUUCCAAAACGGAAUCCAUCAGUUUUCAGACUUUUAGUAACAAAUAUAACAUUCUUAUCAAUUCGCUAACGAAUGAAUUCAUGAUUCCUUUACAUGUCAAAAGUCAAAGGUUUUAUUUCAUUACAUAGCAAAUGUCUAGCAGAAAAAUGCAUAACUAAACACAGUCAAAAACAUAACUUUCAUGAUACAGCCUACUAUUAUUCUGCUGAAAUGAAGACCCUUUACUAAAUAUGACCAACGAUAGUUUCAGAAAAUUUGUGAAAUUUCGAAGUUUUCUUUAAAUUUAAUGACAUUCAUUGAACUCCUUUAUUACUCGCAUACUUGUUUUGAUUUUGGAGUAGCCUAUCAAAUCACAGUUCGAUUUAUUUUCUAUCAUUUAUCUAUUCUCUACUUCUCAAUUUUUAAUGAAAUUUUCUAGAAUGCAAAUAAAAACACUAUGGUACGAGUAUUUCAGCCCUCUAAUUUUCUUGCUUCCUUCUACUUUUGUUACGAGCAAUCAAGCACUGUCUUGUAGUACUGUCCCUAAAUGUCUUAAUGAUGUUCUUUGACUUUCUAUAAUAGUGAUCGGGGAAAAUACUUUUUCAGCUCACCAUACGAAAGAAUGAACAAAGGGAGAAACUUAUCUAAUUCCCUCAGUCCACUGUAGCGGAAUAUUUUUUUAACCUGCGUUAUUGUGAUCUAACUCGCGAAAAAAUCCGAAGAGCUAAUUAAAACGUCGUGGAGGAGGAGUGACCGUAUUUGGCGGGCCAGAUGGCGCCGAAAGGCCGGCGACGCGGACGCAGCGGGUGGCCGGGGCGGGAACUAGCUACUUCAAGGGCAGCGCGGCCUCGCGAAUUUCCAUGUUUGGGACUAGCUGAAAGUCAAGGCUCUGCUUGCAAUUGGCACGGCUGCGGCGAGUUGGCUGCGGUUGAGGUCAACGAUCAGCGACCCUCUGCGUCUUUCGCGCCUCUAUUCAGGGUCCUCUUUGCGUAAACCGGAGCUUACUUCCGGGAAUGUAGUACUACAGAGUAAACUCUAAAUAUUGAACUCCUUAAUAAUGAAGCACCAGUGCUGCUAUUCUAUCUUUUUUAAAGAACCGAUUUUUUUUAUUUCAAUAUAAUAAAUGGCUCAUUAAAUGAAGUAAAAUGUCCCUACAGAAAAAUUUUAAUGCAACAUGCGUUUACAAAUUUAUGGAAACAGUCAUUUAAGAACUUAAUAAUUCAGCCUGAAGGUUACGAAAGUGAUCACGAAGCUAUUUGAUUCUGUGAAUAUUAUAUAGUACUUCGCUUCGUCCUGACGCGUGUAUUAGUAGGCAUAUGGUUUCAAUGACAUAGUCAGAAUUUCACGAAAUUAGUCGCCUCAGAAUUAGCAAGCGGAUCAAAUCGAGAGAAAUCGUCUUAGACAGAAAUGUGUUAAUCCGAGUUGCUAUAAUUUAAACAAAUUGAUUGUGAUUAAUUUCUAUUGUUUCUGCGUAUCAUGAAAAUUUUAACAACCGGUUCUGGGAACUACAAUAACUUCAACAUGAACUGGUGCGAACCAGCUGAAUGACAGCACUGUGAAACACUAUCUAUAACCAGAGAUGGAUCGAGAAAGUGUUUGAUUUCGCGGAAAGAGCAAUUUCAGUUCAGAAUCUCCCUCUUCAUCAAUAUUUUUGAAAUAAUCAACACUUUUUAUUGUAAGCUUCAAAUAAAAAUAUAUAUUAAUAGAGCAAAUACGCAUAGAUGUGCGCAACUUAAAGGAGGUGAACUACAGUUCUGCCCCCCUCCUUUUUUUACCAAAAAUAAAAGGAGAAAUCGGAGAUGAAACAUAUGGAAAAAAAUUAUUAUGUGAAGUUACUGGACCCCUUUCAAAAUUUUCAACCCCCCCCCCCCCAAAUCCACCCUGUGUGCAUGCUUAUACUCCUCUAGUUGUGAUGCAAUCAAUAUAUUGUAUGGUAAUUGUUUUGAUUACGUUGAGUAGAAAAUCACAAACUUUUUGCUUGGACAGUUUAGCAAGGCUUCCAUGCCUCCCUCCCAGAAUGUCACAUGCCUAACGUCUUUGGUCUUUAUUCUUCCAAAGAACUCUAAAACUCAAUGACAAAAACCCCAAAAUGUUUCUGUAAAACAUUAAAUUUUAAUAAUUAUACUUAAGUAUACAUACUUUUUUUUAUAAAUUCUGAAACCUAAAUUUAAAAACAAAUCUUGAAUGUGAGAUAAGUAUUUGAUUUUUGAACAUCAAAUUUGUUUUUUUUCUAUGAUAAUGACAACAGAUGAUCAUUUGAGAGAAGAAAUCUAGUUUUUAUUAUAUAAAUGUGAGCAAAUAUAUAUUGCUUCAUACACAACACAAAAAGUUUUGUUUCAUUGUUUUAUAAAGGCGUCAAAUAGAAUAAGUAGUGCACAAAAUGAAGGCUGAAAAAUUCUUUCUAACUUAAAGACUAUGUAGACUUUUCUAAAUGUCUCAUUCAUUAUUUAUGUGUAAUGUCUGAAUACAAUUUUUUUAAAAAAGCAUUUGGCAUGAACAAAAUAAUGUACAAUUUGUAUAAUUUAACGUGAAUAAGAUCUUGGUAAAAACAUUAAAAGCCAUCAUUCAACUUAAUACUCAGUUAAAGGAAUAUAUUUUCCUAUGAGACAAUAUUUUUCUUAUAUAUUAAAACUACUUUCUUGUCAUUAUAUUUGUAAAUGUGUCAAGUCUAUGAGUUCAUGUUCUCUGAGUUUGUUUAUUAUUGAUAUAUCGCUAGAUUUUUCCAUUAUGAUAUUAAUAAUCCAAUCUGAAAAGUUUGACCAUGUUCUAGUGGCCACACUUCAAUAACAUGCUCUCUUAUCAUUGUAUUAACUUUCUUCACAGAAACUGAAAAUCAGAUCUAUUUUUGUACAGUAUUUAUAAAUGUAAUACCUCUGUGUAUGUGUCAUAACCAUAAUGUGUGUGUGUGUGCGUCUUGAGGCAUUAUUUUGUGCCAAGGCCUUUUUGAAAUGCGUAAGCAACAGAGCGGACUUAAGCUCUAAAUCCCUGAGUGAUUAUGUAGUUUGUAUAUCCAGUCCUGGAAUUUUUUUUAUGUUAUGAAUUUCAUACCAUAAGUUGCACAGUGUAUCUAUGCAAAUGUUACGCAGUACACAUUGGAAAUUUGUAUGUUGUUUAUUGCAUUCUUUGUGUCUGUAGGAAUGAAGAGAGAACUUCAUUUUUUAAACAUGAAAAAUGAAGUAUGCAAUUGGUAGUUCCUCCAUUGUAUAUAAAUAAACACUAGGAAGGCUUUUACAGAAGAUUUCAUUUAAGUAGUCAUUGGCUUCAAAAAUCUUUGUUUAUUGAACAGACGUCCUUAAACUAAAAUACUUUUACUGUGUAUAUUUUUUUAAUUACAAAUAUGAAUAAGUUCCUUUCACUAUUAUCAAUGUACAUUGGUUCUUUUAUGCUCUGACAAAUAAAAAUUUAAUGCAGUAAGUAAACGACAUUAUUACACAGCAAAAUAUUUCUGUUCUUUUUGGACAAUUUUACUGGAAACAAUAAAUUAGUUCAUAUUUAAAUAAUAUGAAAUGUUAUUCAAAUAUAUAUAUAUGAAAUAUUUUUUGGAAAUAUUUCAUCUAUUUAAGUAAGCAAUGUUCUAAUACAGAAAACCGAUUCUAGAUACUGAAAUUAUGUCACUCGGUUUUCUGACAUAUUUUACACAAUGGUAAUAUAUUCUACUGCAUUAGAAGUAUUGCAUGCUUCUAAAAAUUAUGUUUUUUUAUGACAUGUUAAGAUUUCAAUUUUUUUCGUUAAAUUCAGUGAGAAGACUUAAAAAUGUGUGCAUUAGGUUACAAAAUAAUUUUUGGAUUGUACAAUUUAAUUUGAUAAUGAAAACAAAGAAGGAGGGUAUCGAUUGAGAACUUACCAAGUGAAACUUUUUCCUAUAAAGAUUUCUACGUUUAGGACUGGACUGGACUUCUAAUUACAUGGUCACUGACAGCGAGCUGGUGCUAAGGUUUUGUGCCAUGGUGGUUUUUCAGCUGCCAGACUUAACUGCUACUGCCAUAAUUAUUUUAUUUUAUAUAAUGUAUCACUGUGUGUUAUAAAUACUUUUGUUAUACAUUUUAUUUUUAUUGCAAUAAGAAAUAUAUUAUUGGAAUAGAUUAUCU
This is a messenger RNA of Gryllus bimaculatus (two-spotted cricket), 5682 nucleotides long. NCBI's taxonomy places the organism in Eukaryota, Metazoa, Arthropoda, Insecta, Orthoptera, Gryllidae. The record is from the annotation of a GenBank genome assembly.